UCCACUUCUCUCCCUAGGUAUUCCCAGACUUCCUGAGCUACACAAACCAUCUCUAUUACAAGCCUGCCAGCAUUGGUAUCAUCACCAGGGUUAAUAUGGCUGACAUUCUCCUUGAAUGCCGAUACCCAAGGAGGUGGAAUGUCAGCAGCAGCCCCAUAAAGCCAACGUGGGUGCCCUUCACUUCAACAGCCUCUACAGAGCAAAUCCUGGACUUCUCCUUGCUGCUCAUGAGUGAUAACUGGAGUGGUCCUAGAGUCUCCAAUGUCAUCUACCUGGGUGACGUCCUUCACAUUGAGGCUUCUGUUGCCGUUGACAACCACGUGCCCCUGCGGCUCUACGUCGACAGCUGCAUCGCGACCCUGAGUGGCAACAAGGACUCUGAGCCCAGAUACGCCGUUGUGGACAAGCUUGGCUGUCUGAUGGAUAGCAAGGCUCCAGACUCCUCCUCUUCCUUCACCAGACCUGCUCUGAACAAGCUACGCUUUGAUAUCACUGCUUUCAGGUUCCAGGGGGAUUCCAGGAGUUUGAUCUACGUGACUUGCACACUGAGGGCAGUCAAUGCUGACAAACCAGCUGAUGCCUCCAACAAGGCCUGCUCCUACCAGAAGCAAACCAACAGGUGGGUCUCUGAGGAUGGCUCCUCUGCAGUGUGUGGGUGCUGUGAUGCUGGCUCCUGCUCUGGGACACCCCGGUUCCUCCCUCCUUCUCCCAGGCAGGUGGGGAGCUACGGGAUCAACCAGCCUGACUGGAGAGGAAAGUGGCUGCACAAGAGAGCGGCUCCUCUUGAUCCAGCUGGCCAGGACCCCCGAGUGCAUGUAAAGGAGAUCACCAUUGGCCCCCUGACCGUGGUACAUGUGGCCCGAGACCAUGCUGUCGUGCUCAGUAAGGAGUCCCUGUACCACCCCCUGCAGCUUGUGGAAGUGCAGGACUCAGGCUCUGUCCCUGUACUGGCAGUCUCCGCUGUGGCUCUGGCUCUCUCCUGCGCUGUCCUGUUGGCCGUGUUCCUGAAGAGGCGCUCCCAGGCUACUGACAAACUGCUUGCUGUGUCUUCAUAAUGUGUUUGAGUAAUAAAAGCCUUGUCAAAGCUAAUGUAUUUGGUCAGUGGUAGUGUGUUCAGUGUGCAAUAUAGAUGCUGCACAAGGUGGCAUCUCUUGUGGAAGACCUGCACUGUGUUGCAUAUUGUGCAAUGUAUAUGGGAGUGAUUAGCAAGGUGAGAUGCUGCAGAAUGUGAAAUGGUUACCUCCCUUGUAGGCAAACUCACACCAGUUUGUUUCCUAAAACCAGUAGGAAGGUGUAACUGAAUAUUCAACUGGCAUAUUAAAUUG
Messenger RNA from Polyodon spathula (Mississippi paddlefish), 1325 nucleotides. Its product is annotated as zona pellucida sperm-binding protein 3-like. Gene Ontology annotation, biological process: positive regulation of acrosome reaction; egg coat formation; binding of sperm to zona pellucida. The transcript is spliced from 8 exons. The coding region runs from base 96 to 1055 and encodes 319 amino acids. Gene Ontology annotation, molecular function: acrosin binding. NCBI's taxonomy places the organism in Eukaryota, Metazoa, Chordata, Actinopteri, Acipenseriformes, Polyodontidae. Gene Ontology annotation, cellular component: extracellular matrix. The record is from RefSeq and is a predicted model, not a curated record.